AUGCAAAUUGAUGAGGACAUCGACUCUAGCAUCGACAUUUACCCGGAGGAUCUUGAAGAUGGUCCCGCAAGUCAAGAUAUAACAACAAUGAGGGAUCCACCAAGAACAAGAUCAGGAACUCGAAGACUUAGAGGAUUAUUUAUCAAGUCCGUUCAACAUCAUUUGGAUCAAGUUUACCYGGAGGAUCAAGAGAAGCGAUUAGAAGACUUGAAGAUGUUCUUCUCAAUUCAACCAUCUGCGUGA
This is a messenger RNA of Arabis nemorensis, 243 nucleotides long. The record is from the annotation of a GenBank genome assembly. Lineage: Eukaryota; Viridiplantae; Streptophyta; Magnoliopsida; Brassicales; Brassicaceae.